This is a messenger RNA of Recurvomyces mirabilis, 1638 nucleotides long. RefSeq lists its product as uncharacterized. The transcript has 3 exons. Gene Ontology annotation, cellular component: RSC-type complex. Gene Ontology annotation, biological process: chromatin remodeling; transcription elongation by RNA polymerase II. The record is from RefSeq and is a predicted model, not a curated record. NCBI's taxonomy places the organism in Eukaryota, Fungi, Ascomycota, Dothideomycetes, Mycosphaerellales, Teratosphaeriaceae. The coding region runs from base 1 to 1638 and encodes 545 amino acids. Gene Ontology annotation, molecular function: chromatin binding; protein binding.
AUGACCACCAUCGAGAGCGACCUCAAGCGUAUGAUCCAGAAUGCCAAGAGCUACAAUGACCCCAAGAGUGAAAUAUACGAGGAUGCCGAGCGAAUACGGAAACUGGUCUACAACUACAUGAAGCUCAACAACCCGCAGUACACCUCAGAUCCAAACUACAUCUCCUUCCCAACACCAAUACCAGAUACGAACGGCGGAGCGGCGCGGAAUGACGGACAUUCGCAUGCUGUGGACGACGACGACACGAAGCCCGAGCAGCCACGAAGACCAGUGAUCAAGGCAUUCGAACCAUCUACAGAUCGCAAAGAGUCUAUCGCUCCGAGUGCGGCGACCGGAGACGACGAGGAUGCAUAUACCGGUGGCGAUGCACUAGACUUUACAGGACUGUCGUUCCAGGAAGCACAGCAGAAGAUUGUGUCUUUCAUGAUACACUACACGGAUGAUGAAGGGCUAGAGAUAUACACACCAUUCGGCAACCUCCCGACACGAAAACUGGAAGACUACUACCAAGUUAUCAGGCACCCGGUAUCUCUCAAAGGGGUGGCGAAGCGUGCCCGCGGUCAGCAUGGCCGUGCGCCACCCACCGGUGUGAGCGACUUUAAGAAUUGGGAUACAUUCGAGGAAGAAGUCAGCUUCAUCUGGCGCAAUGCUCAGACCUACAACGAGGAAGGGAGUGAUAUGUUCGUUCUUGCUGAUGCGUUCAAGGAGCACUUCGAGCAGCUUAUGGUAGAUGCAAGAGCAAAGGUCGACGAGCCUGCUAGACCGAGCAUUAAGCUGGGUGGACCCAAGCCGAAGGUCACUCUCAACCUGAACCAGCACCGCAGCUCACCCGCACCUGGCGUGCAAAUCGACAAUGAGGCUCUCCUCCGCCAGAAGCAACUGGUCAAUGCAGGAGUCAAUGGCCAGCAACAAGCACGUCCUGCGAUGGCUAACGGCAACGCACCAUCCAGCUCACAUGUGCGUACCAUUGAAGCACGACCGACCAGCAGCGCACAGGCUGGCUCGCCACCGGGCAUGGCGGUCAAGCCGGAGAAGUCGCCAACGCCAGCUCUCGGUACUGCUGUGCCUACUACACAAGCACUCACGAAUGGCAUGAUGCCUCCGCCAUCCACGCGACCACCCAGCGGUAGCCCAUUCGGCGCACCUCCACCACCUGUCAGCAGCUACACCUACACCGCACCUGCCGCCCUCCCACCACUACCAACCCGACACUAUCCCGCUUCAGCCGCCUUACUACCGACAGUCACACUCUCAACCCACCCGCAAUUACCGCUACCCCAACCCUACACCCUCAACAUCCCACCCCACCCGACCUUCAGCCACCAAAGCACAACCAUAACCCUUCCAAACACGCACUACUACCUCCAGAUCUCCCCCACCAUCAGCAAACAACUGAGUAUGGGACGACCAUACAAGCUCUUCGUCACACUCAAUGGCCUUAGGCUGAAUCAGCGGGAUACAGUUUUCCACUCUGAUAACGGGAGGCGGACACAUGUCUACGACGGGACGCUGAUGCAGGGUGUUAAUCGAGUGGAAGUGGAGGUCGCGGCGCAGAAGGCUGGCCCGGCGGAGGAGGGCAAGAAGGAGGGGUUGGAUGUGGAGAAGGUUACUGUGUUUGCUAAUUUGAUGAGGAGUUGA